This is a messenger RNA of Pimephales promelas (fathead minnow), 3936 nucleotides long. RefSeq names its product metastasis associated 1 (gene mta1). Gene Ontology annotation, cellular component: nucleoplasm; NuRD complex. Gene Ontology annotation, biological process: negative regulation of transcription by RNA polymerase II; double-strand break repair; response to ionizing radiation. Gene Ontology annotation, molecular function: chromatin binding; transcription corepressor activity; transcription coactivator activity. Lineage: Eukaryota; Metazoa; Chordata; Actinopteri; Cypriniformes; Leuciscidae. The record is from RefSeq and is a predicted model, not a curated record.
CCUUCCCCUCCCCUUUCGCGCUGCUCUCCAGCCCCGUGGCCCGAGUCUCUGCUCCUGCGUAAGGAUCCCGCUUUGUUGAGAAGGUGUUUCUAAACACGCGGGUGAUUCUGAACGAGAUCCCUCACACCGCCCCGUGGAACGCGGCUUCGUAAAAAUAUGUGCACUGUCUCUUUAAGAUCCCUUCACUAGUCCGCUUCGUAUUGAUCAAUCCACCAUUUUCCAGCGCACAGCACUCAGCGGCGGCGGCGGAGAGAGAAAGCCCUACCUGGAGACGCCAGGCAGGACCGGGGCAGUCAUGGCAGCCAACAUGUACCGGGUCGGAGAUUAUGUUUAUUUCGAAAACUCCUCCAGUAACCCACUGCUGAUCAGGCGAAUAGAGGAACUCAACAAGACGGCGAAUGGGAACGUGGAGGCCAAAGUGGUGUGUUUUUACCGACGCAGAGACAUCUCUACAACGCUCAUCACCCUCGCGGAUAAGCAUGCACGAGAAAUGGAGGAGGAGAUGGAGAACCCCGAAAUGGUGGAUCUCCCAGAGAUACAGAAGCAUCAGCUGAGACACAGAGAGCUCUUCCUCUCUAGACAGCUGGAAUCUCUGCCUGCGACACACAUCAGGGGGAAAUGCUGUGUUACACUUCUGAAUGAGACGGAAGCCCUCAAGUCAUAUUUAGACAGAGAGGAUGCCUUUUUCUACUCGCUGGUGUACGAUCCUCAGCAGAAGACUCUGCUGGCUGAUAAGGGCGAGAUCAGAGUGGGCAAUAAGUACCAGGCGGACAUCACUGACCUCCUCAAAGAGGGAGAGAAUGAUGGUCGAGAGCUUGAGAAACUGGAGGAGAAGGUGUGGGAUCCCAGCAGCCCCCUCAUCGAGAAACAGAUCGACCAGUUCCUCGUCGUGGCUCGGUCUGUGGGUACGUUUGCGCGGGCUCUAGACUGCAGCAGUUCAGUUCGGCAGCCCAGUCUGCACAUGAGCGCUGCGGCAGCCUCCAGAGACAUCACACUGUUUCACGCCAUGGACACGUUGCAUAAGAACGGCUACGACAUGACACGGGCCAUCGCGGCGCUGGUACCUCAGGGUGGGCCGGUGCUCUGCAGGGAUGAAAUGGAGGAAUGGAGCGCAUCUGAAGCCAACUUGUUCGAGGAAGCGCUCGAGAAAUACGGCAAAGACUUCACUGACAUCCAGCAAGACUUUCUUCCUUGGAAGUCUCUAACCAGCAUCAUAGAGUAUUACUACAUGUGGAAGACCACAGACAGAUACGUCCAGCAGAAACGAUUAAAAGCAGCUGAAGCUGAGAGCAAAUUAAAGCAGGUUUACAUCCCAAACUAUAACAAGCCCAACCCUAACCAAUUAAGCAUGAACAGUGUGAAACCAGGGCUGGUGAAUGGAGCCGGCGCUCUUCCAGGAGCACCAGGCCAGCCCGUCGGAUUGGGCCGCGCAUGCGAGAGCUGUUACACCACUAGCUCGUAUCAGUGGUACUCAUGGGGGCCGCCCAACAUGCAGUGCCGACUGUGCGCCUCCUGCUGGACUUACUGGAAAAAAUACGGAGGUCUGAAGAUGCCAACCAGACUGGAUGGAGAAAGGCCCGGACCCAACCGCAACAACAUGAGUCCUCACGGUCUGCCUGUGAGACACAGCGGAAGCCCAAAGUUUGCCGUUAAGACCAGACAGGCUUUUUUCCUGCACACGUCUCAGGUGACAAAAGCGGCCCGACGCGUCUGCCAGGACCUGUUGAGAUCCAGAUACUUGGCUAGACACCCGUACAUACCUGUCAACACUGCCGCUAUCAAAGCCGAGUGUGCUGUGCGGUUGCCAGAUUUGUCCAAAAAGCCGGCACCUCUAAAGCAAACAGUAAGAAAGCCUUUGGAGUCAGUGGUUCGAUAUCUGGAGGCCCACCCUUGCCCACCCAAACCAGAUCCUCCACGAGGACCCACCAUAUCCAUGGGCAGUCUGACGCCCAUCAAAUCCACACCCAUCCUCAACAACGGCUCCCCAACCAUCCUGGGCAAGCGCUCCUACGAGCAGCACAACGGCUUGGACGGGCCUAAACCCAAAGUUCUGGCUCCACAAUGGGAAAUAAUGGCCAAGAGGGUGUCUGAACAAAGCCGAACUCCCUCUGGCCUGCAGGAUGAGGUUCACGAACUGGACUGACCUCUGCUUUGACGACUGUCUGCUAUUGUUGACCAGAUAAGCAGGUGUCUUGCAUUGUACUACAGACUCUGACAGCAUCUCUAUAACACUCGAUUUCCAGGUGACUCGAGAGAUUUUUUUUUCAACUCUCAGUGACGGGCGGACCUAAGAAAGGAUCUGCGGUCAGAAUGUCCUGUCCAAGAGACCCAUUUUUACAGAUGAAGCCAUUGAAAAGACUGCAAAGCCCUGACGUCUCCAUGGGUCCUCCUCCAACAGCCUGUGGCCAAUCACAGGACUGACCUGAUUGUACAGGACUGAUUAUUAUUAUUAUUAUUUACCAUCAGCUGUUACUUCUGUCAUUGUAAUUAUUAUUAUUAUAAUUAUUACAAUUAUUAUUAAUGUUCUUUUUUAUGAAGUAUAACCAUUUUCUUUUUAAUGAUUUGAGAAAAUGUAAGAACGUUUCUUGCAACGGCUUGCUCCCAGUCCAUGAUGUAAAGGUGGGACGAACUGUCAUUUUUUUGUCUCUUGCGUUGUUUUGUAACAUGUCAGCUCUGCGUUGACGUGAAGGACUAUAUGACUUGUGUUUCUCUUCGUUUGGAUGCUUGUGUUCUCUGGUUCUGUUAGCCCGUCCUGCCGCAGCAGUUUAAAUUAUUCAGAAAGACAACAAAACGUUCUUUUUCUACCUUUUUCACGAGUAUUGCAACUGCUUCUCUAUGUAAUUUUUCUCUUUUGUGAAUAUGUAAAUGAAAACAGGAGGAAGGCAUUAUUGUACAGUGGUGCAUUUUGGGCCUUUUGGCGGUUAUCAAAGCUUGUUGUAAUGGAUUUGCCAUGCACAGCGUAUUCUCUGAAUUGUCAUUUUGUAAGGCAACCUUCCUAGGUCUCUCCUGCAUAUACGGAGAGGUGAUGGGAAAUCUUAAAAGGUACUUCGCCAUUAAUACAAUCAUGCACCUUCUUAAGAAUGAGCCUGAAUGAGAGUGUGGUGUUCAAGUUUUUCCCCUCACAUUUACACGCAGCUUUCAAAAACUAGACCAGGGAUAUGUGAUACAACCCAGUUUACUCUGCUUAUCAAAUAUUGAUAUCUUUAGGCCAACGCAGAGCAUCUCAAACUCAACACACAUUUUUCUUUUUUUAUGAAAUGUUGAAACAACAAGGCUUUAUACACAUACAACCGACUGAACUUGUAAACUGUCAACUUGGAAAAUCUGCAACCAAAGACUGAGUUAACUGGUAUCAAAAGCUUAUUGAUAGGAUGUAACUGGGGAGUGAUAUGUUUUUAUAGACCUGUUUUCAUGAGCUACCAUCAUAUCGAAAGCAGAGUAGGUUGUAGAAUAUCAUCGAAUUCCUUCCAAAACAGAUGUUAAAUAAGUCGCAUGGGAUGAAAAAAAAGAGACACUGGUUGUUAUACAACAGAUAUCAGGCGAACAGAAUUUUUAUGUAGUUAUUAAAGGGAUAUUUGACCCCAAAAUGAAAAUGCUGUCAUUUGGGGCGUGAGGGGUCAACCUGUCACACACAUUAGCAUUAGCAGGAACGCUCACAAUCCUUGGACAAAAGCAAGCCCAUUCCGACUUUUUAUUCCCCUCUUGUUAUAGAAACCAUUUCAUUUGGAUAUGUGUGUGUCCCAAUAAGGAAGAAAAGACUUCAGUUUUAUGCUGACUUUAACGUGAAGUUAUUUUUUUUCUAUAAAGGAUUGAAAACAGGGUUUUGUUUAUAGCAGUAAAAUCCAACUCAAUCCAGGAUUUGAAUAUUGGACACCUUGUAAUUAAUGUUUUAAUUAAACCUAAUUGUGAUGCAUUGCCAUGCAUUUUUAAUUUUAA